GGCGGCGACGGCAUGGGCAUGGGCGGUGGGGGAGGAAUGGGCAUGGGAGGAAUGGGCAUGGGCAACCUGGGUGGGCCCCAGGGCCAGCACGUGCAGGCCAUGAUGAACCAGCAGGCCGGCAACAAGGUCCUCAUGGUGUACGGCUUGGAUGCCGAACGCUUCAACUGCGACCGCGUGUUUAACAUCCUCUGCCUCUUCGGCGACGUGGAGAAGGUUAAGUUCCUGAAGAGCAAGCCGGGAGCCGCCAUGGUCGAGAUGGGAGAUCAGUACGCCGUGCACAGGGCGGUUUUUCACCUCAAUAUGUCUCAGAUCUUUGGAAAUAAAAUCAACCUCUGCGCGUCGAGGCAGCGGUCGAUUGCGCCGGGCCAGGCGUUCGAGCUGCCGGACGGCACCGACAGCUACAGGGACUACGCAGGUUCUCGCAACCACCGCUACGCCGACAGCGAGAAGGCGGCGAAGAACCGCAACCAGCGUCCCACCGCGGUGCUGCACUUCUUCAACGCGCCCACGGACAUCACGGCCGAGAUGUUCGCGCAGCUGUGCGACGAAAUGUCGAUUGCGAGGCCCCGCUCUUUCAAAGUGUUUUCUGGAAAAACCGAUAGGAGCGUGUCCGGCCUGAUGGAGUGGGAGACCAAGAACGAUGCCAUGGAGGCUCUGGCGUGCAUUAACCAUCACCCCCUGAAGAACGCAAAUGUUCCAUACCUCUACACCCUCAAACUGUGCUUCUCCACUGCCCAGCCUUCAUAGAAGACAACUCAACAUGUUUCAUGCCAUAUUGAACGUCGGUGUCAACAUCAUUGUCACUUUGUGUAAUAUUUGUGAAUGUCCCAUCACUCUUGUUGAAAGUUAA
Messenger RNA from Petromyzon marinus (sea lamprey), 850 nucleotides. The record is from RefSeq and is a predicted model, not a curated record. Lineage: Eukaryota; Metazoa; Chordata; Hyperoartia; Petromyzontiformes; Petromyzontidae.